Molecule: messenger RNA, 1571 nt
Organism: Vitis riparia (riverbank grape)
Lineage: Eukaryota; Viridiplantae; Streptophyta; Magnoliopsida; Vitales; Vitaceae
Product: SH3 domain-containing protein 3
Exons: 10
Coding region: 244-1290 (348 amino acids)
Molecular function (GO): protein binding
Source: RefSeq, a predicted model, not a curated record
AGGGUCCAUGGUUCUUGAUGUUCGUUGUAAGACAAUCAGAGAGCUCAAAUUCUAAGGUUGAUGUACACCUGACCACACACCACCAAGCUCCCGGAUGCAAUUUUAGCAUAGGAGCGUGAGAUCGCAGGAAGCUGUCAGAUCUAACGUCUCUGUAACCCAGAAAUAUUCAUUCCAAUCCUUAUUGUUUGAAUCCGGUCUCAUUCCCUCUGGUUUGGGGGCGAGCCCAAAAACACCAGAACAACAAUGGAUGCUUUGAGAAAACAAGCCAGCAAGUUUAGGGAGCAGGUUGCCAAACAGCAACAGGCUGUUAUAAAACAGUUCGGUGGGACUGGUUAUGAAAGUUCAGAUGUAAUGGUUAUAGAUGAGGUCGAGAUGCAGAGACAUCAACAAUUAGAGAAACUGUACAGGUCUACACGUGCAGGAAAGGAUUUUCAGAAAGAUAUUGUUAGAGCAGGGGAAGCAUUCACAGCCAUAGGAUAUAAACAAAUCGAAACAGGAACAAAGUUGUCUGAGGAUUGCUGCAGAUAUGGUGCUGAAAACAUCAAUGAUAACAUUCUAGCUAGGGCUGCAUCUAUAUAUGGUGAUGGUCUUAAACAUAUAGCAAAAGAGCAAGAAGACUUGACCAAACUGUUAUCUUCACAGAUUUUAGAUCCUUUGAGAGCAAUGGUCACUGGUGCUCCUUUGGAAGAUGCCCGUCAUCUAGCUCAACGUUAUAGCCGAAUGAGACAUGAAGCUGAGACACAGGCAGCUGAGGUUUCUAGAAGACAAGCUCGACUAAGGGAAGCUCCAAAUCCAGAAAAUGCUGCAAGGCUAAAUAUAGCAGAAGCUAAAAUGAAGGAAUUGAAAGCAAAUAUGGCAGUUUUGGGUAAAGAAGCAGCAGCUGCAUUGGCUGCUGUUGAAGCACAACAGCAAAGGCUUAGUUUCCAGAGGCUUGUUGCAAUGGUUGAGGGAGAAAGGACUUAUCAUCAGAGAAUAGCUACCGUUCUUGGUGAAGUUGAAUCUGAGAUGGUCUCGGAAAAACAAAGGAAAGAAUCUGCUCCUCCUGCCAUUCCAUCAGAGAGCCACUCAGAGAAGACGAUGUACUUCUUGGCUGAAGCAAUGCAUGCUUUCAGUGCGGCAUCAGAGAAGGAACUGAGCCUGAAUGUGGGAGACUAUGUCGUUGUCCGGAAGGUGAGCCAUACAGGAUGGUCAGAAGGAGAAUGCAAAGGUAAAGCAGGCUGGUUUCCAUCAGAGUACGUGGAGAAACGUCAAAGGCUUCCCACCAGUAAUGUGGCUGCUGAAGUUUACUAAGCUGUACUCCAUGCUCAGCUGGUCAGCACCCCAAGACUGAAUGCACUGUAUAAUGUUGGGGGUAAACUGUUGGAUUUUUUCUACAUUGUGUCUAUUUUUGUUAUGCUCUCUAGGCACUGAUUAUUGCAAAGACAUACCUUUUCAGAUUUGUUUUUCAAUUCUUUUAUAUUAACUUUCAAGACAGUAGUCAUGGUUGCUGAAACAAUCUGUUUUAUAAAAUAAUGAAGCAGUGUGUAUUGAUCUUUGUUGAUGAAAUUAUAAUGAUAUGCUGUUAUGGUAAA